Messenger RNA from Physcomitrium patens, 2781 nucleotides. Its product is annotated as beta-phenylalanine coenzyme A ligase. Gene Ontology annotation, molecular function: CoA-ligase activity. The record is from RefSeq and is a predicted model, not a curated record. Lineage: Eukaryota; Viridiplantae; Streptophyta; Bryopsida; Funariales; Funariaceae.
UCGAUGUUGCAUCCGUCGGAGAGCCUUGUGUGCUUGCUUGGUGUCGGUGACCCAACGUGCGUGGUUGACCCAAUUGCAGCGCAUCAAGCCCGGAAACCCAUGUGUGCACUUCGAAAUGUGUUGGCAGCUUAUCAGGAAUCGGGGCCCUGGUGGAGAUUGCGGCCGUGACGAAAGCCGAACCAAGUAGUCGCGAUUCCGUGAGUCGCGAGAAUCGUCUGUCUACAGCUGACUACCAGAAGCAUAUAUAGUAGGACGUGCCUACCCCUACAUGUCAGGAAUUUCGUGGCCCACGGUAAUGCUGUUUUGGACUAUUUAGCGUUGCAACACCUGCCGUGCGCUAAUCUGACAUAAAGCUGGCAUCUGUAGACGAUUUUGGUGUGAGGAGGGUGUGAGUUGGGGACGGUGGUUAGGGGCUGGCUUGAUUGGGUACCUGGGAGUGAUUGCGAGGUUUUUGCAGUUAUUUGAGACUGGGAGUGUUAGUUCGGGGUGUGUGUGAUUCUAUAGAGUUUUGAUUUGAAAGGGGACGUUGAGGCAGGGCGGGUUGCGUGGGUUUCUCAGCAACGCGUCGGACGUGGGACAAGGAGAGCUCUUGUUAGAGUUAUUCCUGUAGAUUUGUUGCGGUUGGAGCUAUGGGAGUGGAAGGAAUGGACCUGCGGAGCGGAUUUUGUAAGAGCAACGGGAUUUAUUACAGUAUGAUGCCGUCGACCCCUUUACCCUCGUACCCAAUCGACCUCGUGACCCAUAUAUUUGCCCCAAAGUGUGGUGAUACCGUGGCAGUUGUGGAUGCUAGGAGUGGGAAGAAGCUCACAUUCGCCGAGCUUGAAGAAACUGUGCGCGUUGUCGCAGCUGGGCUGUGGCAGCACCUCCGCAUCAAGAAAUCGGAUGUGGUGUGCAUUCUCUCACCGAAUUCGAUUGAGUUCGAGAUUCUGUUCCUCGCGAUCGCGUCACUGGGCGGCAUCAUGACCACAUUGAACCCCUUGAACACAAAUGCGGACAUCAAGAAGCAGACUGCCACUGCAGGUGCUAAAUACAUAUUCACAGUUCCCGAGUUGCUUUCUAAGGCACAGUCUACGGGUUUACCUGUGGCUUUGAUCGAAGGUGACGCAACUAUUACGAAAGAAGACAACAAACCUAUCCUCCUCUACUCGGAUUUACUAUCAGCAGACUCUAAGAACAUCCCAAAUGUACAGGUGAGCCAAGAGGAUCCAGUGGCGAUUCUCUUUUCUUCAGGCACUACCGGGGAGAGCAAAGGCGUGGUACUCACGCACGGUAACAUAAUUGCCAUGUGCGGCGUGUUGUCGAGCCCCAAAGUGAGCGCAAAUUUGAACAAGGUUGUCCUCCACCUCAUUCCUAUGUUCCAUGUGUUUGGGCUCAUGGUAAGCGUGGGGAGCAUUGCUCGUGGAUCGACCGUGAUCGUGCUACCCCGCUUCGAUUUCAUCGAGAUGCUCUCAACCAUUCAGAACUACAAAGUCACGGCGUUCCCCUUGGUACCGCCGAUUCUAUUGAUGAUGAUCAAGCAGGACGUUGUGCGAAAGUAUGACAUGACAUCGCUCUUGAACAUCGGAUGCGGCGCUGCACCGUUGGGCAAGGAGCAACUUGAGCAAUGCGCAGUUCGCUUCCCGAACGCCAAGCUCCUCCAGGGCUAUGGCUUGACGGAAUCUACAGGUAUUGGGUCGGUGACACCUGGAGACGGAGCGGAGUUUGCUGACCAUUUUGGCUCAGCCGGGAUGCUCGCGCCUACUCUGGAGGCUAUGGUGGUGGAUCCUCUUACAAACCAGGCAGUUGCUCCGACGCACCAAGGCGAGCUUUGGUUGCGGGGACCCACAAUCAUGAGAGCAUAUGUCGGCAAUCCCAAAGCAACAGCUGAGACGAUCGACAAGGAUGGAUGGCUGCACACAGGCGAUUUAGUCUACUUCGACAACGAUGGCUACUUGUAUAUUGUAGACCGCCUGAAGGAACUUAUUAAAUAUAAGGCAAACCAGGUAGCCCCUGCAGAGCUGGAGUCACUUCUUUUAAGCCAUCCUGCAGUCCUGGAUUGCGCAGUCAUACCAUUCCCAGAUGAUGAUGCUGGAGAAAUUCCCAUGGCUUACAUCGUCAAGAAGCCUGAAAGUGUCAUCACCGGUGGAGAAAUCAUGCAGUUCGUUGCAAAGCAAGUGGCACCAUACAAGAAGGUUCGAAAGGUUGCCUUCAUCGACUCUAUUCCAAAGUCAGCCGCAGGCAAGAUGGAGCGACGCAAGCUUGUGGAGCUUUCACGCCUCCAGUCCAAGUUGUAGUGCAACGAUUAACCCCACUUCUGCACCUCAUAUUGAGCAAGAAAGUGAGAUCAGCUGUGCAGUGCUUGUAGGUUCAACGUUGAACGUGAAAGCAGCUGCAAUGCCAAGCUCAAGUUACUGAGGCAUGAAGGCAUGGACGUCAUGAACAAUAAUCACCAGCAAAUGUAAAAUACUCUCACUUUCUCCUGCAAACUGCUUACUGUUCACUAAAGCUCUUGGAAGAACUGUUGGAUUCCUGUUACGAUGGUUGUUUCCAAUUCAAGAGAUUAGAAUUCGACGAGCUCAAGCUCCAUUUCCUGCUUGAAGGCCAAGCUCAAAGCCAAACACUUUUGAUAGCUUGUAGAAGAAAAUCUUUGAUGCGUCGGUCUCACUUGGAUCGGUGAAGACAGACGUGUGUUCGCAAUAGACUUUGUUCUUGCAUCAUUGGAUUGCUCCUUUCAUGAGCUCCAAUGAGCAAGUUCUUCACUGCGAAGCAUAAUUUUAAUUUGUGUCUGAAGGUGCAUUUUAA